GACCCCCCCUCCAGGCCCCCACCCCGUCCCUCCAUCCUGCUGCCCUCUCUGGGGCCGGCCUCGAUGGGCUGGCCCUGAUCCGGGAAGGGGAGGGACGCCGGAGGAGGGCAGCGCUUUGGCCGCGCCGUUCAAAGCCAGCCAGGCGCCUCGGCUGCCCUUUGUCCCAGCAGCGCCGCCCCUUCUUCGGGCCCCCCUCGAUCGGCCGCCCCCCUCUGCCCCCCGGGAAGCAGCGAUGGAGCGGCGGACGCGCCUCCCAAGCCCCCGUGCCCUCCUGCUGCUCUUGCUCUGGGGCGCAGCGGGCGCAGUCAGGCAGGAAUUGCCAGUGGUUGACCUCCUGACAGUGACGGAGCCCCGGCACAUGGCCAGCGUGGCCAGCAAGAUCCGGACAGAGCUGCUCUCGGUCAACGACAUCUACUUGCUCUCCACCUUCCGCCUGCCCCCCAAGCAAGGCGGGGUGUUGUUUGGACUCUACUUCAAGAGGGACAACAGCCGCUGGCUCGAGGCCUCUGUCGUCGGCAAGACCAACAAAGUCCUCAUCCGAUACCUGCGUGCCGACGGCAAGAUCCAUUCGGUCAACCUGCAGAAUGCCAACCUGGUCGACGGGCGCAGCCACACCACCCUCCUGCGGGUGAGCGGCCUGAAAAGCAGCAGCCUGGCUGUAGAGCUGUACGUGGACUGCAAGCAAGUGGACUCCAAUGCAGGGCUGCCCGCGAUGAAACCCGUCGAACUGGAACAGGUAGAAGCCGUGGAGGUGCGGACCGGGCAGAAAGCCUACCUCCGCAUGCAGGGCUUCGUGGAGUCGCUGAAGCUGAUCCUAGGAGGCUCUAUGAGUCGCGUGGGGGCCUUAAGCGAGUGCCCCUUCCAGGGCGACGAGUCCAUGCAUAACACAGUAUCCAACGUGAUCAAUUCCCUCUUCGGCGAGCAGACCCGGGCCCUCGUGAAGCAGCUCACCCUCUUCAACCAGAUCCUGAUGGAACUUCAAGAGGACAUGAGGGACCAGGUGAAGGAGAUGUCGUUGAUCCGGAACACCAUUAUGGAAUGCCAGGUGUGCGGUUUUCACGAACACCGCUCCCGUUGCAACCCGAACCCUUGUUUUAGUGGUGUUGACUGCAUGGAGACGUAUGAAUACCCAGGCUACCGUUGCGGGCCUUGUCCGCCUGGCUUCGAAGGCAACGGCACCCACUGCGCUGACAUCAAUGAGUGUGCCCACGCCAACCCUUGCUUUCCUGGAUCCAAGUGCCUCAACACCGCGCCUGGCUUCCGCUGCGAACCUUGCCCGCCUGGCUACAAGGGCAACCUCAUCUCCGGCGUGGGAGCAGAUUACGCGAAGGCCAGCAAGCAGGUUUGCACAGACAUUGACGAAUGCAACGACGGGAACAACGGCGGGUGUGACCCCAACGCCAUUUGCACCAACACCAUGGGAUCCUUCAAAUGCGGUCCUUGCAAGUCGGGUUUUGUCGGGAACCAGUCGGGUAACUGCGCCCCCCAGAAGGCCUGCCAGAGCCCCAGCAACAACCCCUGCGACAUCAACGGCUAUUGCCUCUUCGAACGCAACGGAGACGUUUCCUGCGCGUGCAACGUGGGUUGGGCCGGAAACGGCAACGUAUGUGGACGAGACACGGACAUUGACGGCUACCCGGACGAGCCGCUGCCCUGCAUCGACAACAACAAACAUUGUUCCCAGGACAACUGCCGGUUGACACCUAACUCGGGGCAAGAAGACGCCGACAACGAUGGCAUAGGGGACCAGUGCGAUGAUGACGCGGACGGCGAUGGGAUCAAGAACGUGGAGGACAAUUGCCGCCUCUUCCCCAACAAAGACCAGCAGAAUUCAGACACCGAUUCUUUUGGAGACGCUUGCGACAACUGCCCCAACGUCCCCAACAACGACCAGAAGGACACGGACGGCAACGGCGAGGGCGACGCCUGUGACAACGACAUUGACGGGGAUGGAAUCCCCAACGGGCUGGACAAUUGCCCCAAAGUGCCCAACCCCCUGCAGACGGACCGCGAUGAAGACGGGGUGGGAGAUGCCUGUGACAGCUGCCCAGAGAUGAGCAACCCCACUCAGACAGAUGCAGACAGCGACCUGGUGGGGGACGUUUGUGACACCAACGAGGACAGUGAUGGUGACGGUCACCAGGACUCGAAAGACAACUGCGCGGAGAUCCCCAACAGCUCUCAGCUGGAUUCGGACAAUGACGGCCUCGGAGAUGAAUGCGACAACGACGACGACAACGACGGGAUUCCCGAUUACGUGCCCCCGGGCCCAGACAACUGCCGCCUCAUUGCCAACCCCAACCAGAAGGAUUCGGAUGGCAAUGGCGUGGGCGACGCAUGCGAGGAGGACUUUGACAACGACACCGUGGCUGACCCGUUCGACGUGUGCCCAGAGAGCUCCGAGGUGACCUUGACCGACUUCCGAGCGUACCAGACGGUCAUCCUGGAUCCUGAGGGCGAUGCCCAGAUUGACCCCAACUGGGUGGUUCUCAAUCAGGGCAUGGAAAUUGUCCAGACAAUGAACAGUGACCCAGGCUUGGCUGUAGGGUACACGGCGUUCAAUGGGGUGGACUUUGAGGGCACCUUCCACGUCAACACCAUCACUGAUGACGACUAUGCCGGGUUCAUCUUCGCCUACCAGGACAGUGCCAGCUUCUACGUGGUCAUGUGGAAGCAAACGGAGCAGUCGUACUGGCAGGCCACGCCGUUCCGAGCCGUGGCAGAGUCUAGCUUGCAGCUCAAGGCGGUGAAAUCCAGCACGGGCCCCGGCGAGUACCUGCGCAACGCCCUGUGGCAUACGGGCCACACCCCCGGCCACGUGCGGCUGCUCUGGAAGGACCCGCGCAACGUGGGCUGGAGUGACAAGACCUCUUACCGCUGGCGGCUCCUACACCGGCCCCAGGUGGGCUACAUCCGGGUGCUGCUUUACGAAGGAACCCAGCUGGUAGCCGACUCGGGCGUCAUCAUUGACACGACGAUGCGAGGCGGCCGCUUGGGCGUUUUCUGCUUCUCCCAGGAAAACAUCAUCUGGUCCAACCUACAGUAUCGUUGCAACGAUACCGUCCCUGCGGAUUUCGAGCCGUUCCGCCGGAUUUUACUGGAAGGGCCUUGAAUGAGGGUCAUUGCAGGGGCCUGCCCCCAUGCUAAACCAGGGCCUCCCUUCUUAAAGACUCCUGGCAUCCCACCCCAAGAAAGUGGGCAUCAUUUCGGUGCCCCCGCCCUCAUACACAAACACACGCAUCACGAACUGGAAAACCUCACCCUGCAGCUUUUGGAAACACAAAAGCUGCUAACCAGGUCCGGUAG
Molecule: messenger RNA, 3306 nt
Organism: Elgaria multicarinata webbii
Lineage: Eukaryota; Metazoa; Chordata; Lepidosauria; Squamata; Anguidae
Gene: THBS3
Product: thrombospondin 3
Exons: 23
Coding region: 233-3112 (959 amino acids)
Biological process (GO): cell adhesion
Cellular component (GO): extracellular region
Molecular function (GO): calcium ion binding
Source: RefSeq, a predicted model, not a curated record